GAUUCGGGCCUGCUGCUGUCACUCAGCAAGACUUGAACAGACCAACCGCGAGUGGCGUCCGGGGGCUUGACAGACCCCAGCACACAUACACUGCACAGCCAGACUACAGCGAUGAGCGCCCAGCAGACCAAAGCUCUUGAGGGAGCGGAGCUCAAGGAGGCCAUCAAGCGCCAGGUAGAAUUCUACUUUUCCCGAGCCAACCUGGCCAACGACGCCUACCUCGUCUCGCAGAUGAACUCGCAAAUGUAUGUGCCGGUAGAAGUCAUCAUCAACUUCUCCAAGAUUACGCAGCUCACAGACAACACGGCGCUGCUGGUCGAGGCGGUGCAGGAAUCUACGGUCUGCUCUCUGAACUCGUCUAAGGACGCUAUCAAGCCCAACAUCAAAUCUGAGCGCACUACCAUCAUUCUGCGCGAGAUCUCGUCCUCAACUAAGCCCGAGGAGGUGGAGGCCAUUUUUGAGGGAUGCGGCAAGGUCGCCAGUGUGCGCAGCGACGUCGGUGACACGUGGUUCGUCACUAUGAACUCAGAGUCCGAAGCUGUGAGCACACUGCUGGCUCUGCGCAGCAAGACGUUCAACGGCGCUGCGAUUAAAGCCCGUCUUAAAUCUGAGAACGUGCUCAAGUCCUUUUACCCCACACAGCCCGCAGAAAACGUCAUUGCUCCCAGUGUGGGUGCCCCGUACGGUGGACGUGGCUACUACGCCUCGCCCAACAUGGGCUACUACGACAACUACGGCGUCCAAUACAACACAGUGAACCCGCGUGCGGGUCAGCACCACAACUACAGCAACGGAGCUGAGAACAGCCGAUAUGCCGGCAACAACCAGCGUGGUGGAGCUGUCGCUGGCCGUGGACAGGGACGUCAGAACCGAUCAAACGGCGCUGGAGUUCAGCAGCAGAAGGAGGGCCGUGCGAAGAGCGGCAGCUUUGAACAGAGAGGACCUGGCAGCGCUCGUAAGAGCAAGGACAAGCGCUCAAAGGCUGAGAAGCACGCAAACAACAGCAGCAACGGAAAGAAGACUGCUGCUGCUGCUCCCGCUGAGCGUCAGCCAGUGAUGAACGCGGCGAACUUUCCUCCACUCCCGACAGCCCAGGAGAAGGGCGAGGUGUCGAACGUCAUCACGUACAAGUACGCUCACGAAGACAUCAUGGAAAUUGUUAAGAACAUGGACGACAAGGACUGCACGUUGCCUGAGGGAAAGAUGGACUACGCUGUGCACCCGGCGGCUCUGACGGCUGAGGCACACCCUGAUCUGCUGCGCAACCAGCGUACAUACAGUAUUGAACAGGCUCGUGAUGCUAUGCGCCAGGGACGACCGAUCCGCAGUGACUCGGUGGGCUCUAUUGACUACGAGAGCAUGAUGUACGGUGAGGACUACACCAAGGAGGCUCGUGAACAGCGCAAACAGAAGACGGAGAGCGCACCUGCUUCCACUGAUGCCGCUGCGGCGGUUAAGCCUGCUGCUUCGGCUGCACCGGCAUCAACCAAGUCGGCUCCAGUUCCGGCGAAGGUUAUCGGCUACGCUGCGGCUGUGAUUAAUGGUACCCCGGCCCCGGCGCCUGAGCCCAAGAAGAAGCAUCCUGCUGCCAAGACGGCCACCAAGACUGUCUCCAAGGAGGAGAAGAAGGUCGUCAAGAAGACGACCAAGACUUCUGAGAACUCGCCGAAGACGGCUGCUGCUCCGACGGUGGAUGAGUCUUUGCCGAAAACCGGCGCAUGGGGUGGCCGCAAUUUCCUCGAUGUGGUAAAGGCUGACCCGCCUGCUGCGCCUGUGAAGGCGACGGCGGCUACUCCCGCGAGCGAAAGCGAGAGCAAGUAGACAGGUGGUGCAUUGGCGAGGAGGGCGGGGAGGCUGUGGUGGUGCGUGGUUGAUUGGGCGAGGAAGCACGCGUUUGAUCUGGGUCCUGGUCUGGUAGCGGCGCGCCUGGAGGUGGUGGUGUUUUUAGCUGCAGCUUUCGGUGUUUCGCCGACUGCUGAGUUGGUUGGUCAGUUGGGUUUGCCGAGUGAGUUUGAAAGAAACAAUGAAACAAGACGGCCACUGACUGGAACAAUGCUGUGUGACCCGGGGCCUGGUGAUGGCGGAGACGUUGAGGACUCGGCUGUCGUUGUGUUCUCUGCAUUUUGGAUAUUUUUUAUACAUGGAUUUGCUGGCGAGCGUGCUCGUUCGUGACAGAGUGUACGGGUGUUUGCUUCGCUCUCCACGCUGUCAGCGCGCACGGCUACACCAGGCGUGCUCAGGCGAGGAGAAAAUUCAAAGGUGCGGUCUAGAGUUGAGGCCUCGAGUGUUUGUGCGCUAUUAGAGAGUCGAACUGGAUGCCGUAGCCGACAUGCAUACCACGACAGCAAUAACGAAAUAGACUUGGGUACGAGGACCUGGCGACC
This is a messenger RNA of Phytophthora infestans T30-4, 2384 nucleotides long. RefSeq lists its product as uncharacterized. The record is from RefSeq and is a predicted model, not a curated record. The transcript is spliced from 4 exons. Gene Ontology annotation, cellular component: nucleus. The coding region runs from base 112 to 1821 and encodes 569 amino acids. Gene Ontology annotation, molecular function: mRNA binding. NCBI's taxonomy places the organism in Eukaryota, Oomycota, Peronosporomycetes, Peronosporales, Peronosporaceae.